GGGAGACCAGAUAUAGUGAAUGCAGGGUCCGGGGAGACCAGAUAUAGUGAUCGCAGGGGUCCGGGGAGACCGGAUAUAGUGAAUGCAGGGUCCGGGGAGACCGGAUACAGUGAAUGCAGGGUCCGGGGAGACCGGAUAUAGUGAAUGCAGGGUCCGGGGAGACCGGAUACAGUGAAUGCAGGGUCCAGGGGGAGACCGGAUAUAGUGAAUGCAGGGUCCGGGGAGACCGGAUACAGUGAAUGCAGGGUCCGGGGAGACCGGAUAU
Messenger RNA from Staurois parvus, 265 nucleotides. The record is from the annotation of a GenBank genome assembly. NCBI's taxonomy places the organism in Eukaryota, Metazoa, Chordata, Amphibia, Anura, Ranidae.